GAAUAACGUUCAAAUUAGGGCAAAGUUGAAACCUGAGUUGACUGUUGCAAGAUGCAUGUAGCUAGCUAGUGGAGAAAAUGAUUUCAGACAGAGCGCUUAAGAUAAAAGGGAGGAAGAGGAUGCAUUAGAAUGCCCCGCGGCCUUCAGCAGACGCGUAUUCCGCGGCGUGGUUACAUGCGCCUCGGGGCCCUAUUACACUUCCCACGGCCGCUAAUGACUUCCGGGUUCACCUUUCUGAAAACGCACCGUUGAGUGGUCUAGUACGUGACACUCUGCGUGCAACGACUGGAAACCUUAACGUUAAGUGACAACGUGCAGUAGUAUCAGGAUGAAUCGCCCGCCUCCCUUUUUAAUAAAACAUAGAAUAUCCGUUUUUGAUCUUUAAUAUUUCACCUGUGUUGGUUCUUAUACCCUCCCCCACCCUGCAAAUUUUCCGCACACACACACCUACUUUGAUAAAAAAGACUCCCGCUAAUUGGAUGGUGUAUCUUUUCCGGUCCGCUUCUGACGUCACCUGGCGGCUGACCAAUGGUAGCGCGUGACUAGGGUGGAUGAGAGACAGAGCGCAACAGGCCCGCAGGUGUGCGUGUAGGAGCCGUGUGGAAACACUUCGGCGAGAGAGAAGCGAGUAAAAAACGCCCCGCUACAACCGCUUAGCUAGCAGAGACCGCACCAAGACUCAUCUUACGAGGAGGAAAAAGCUUUCAGGUGGUUUGUGAGAUGGUGGGGACGAACAUGUGUGCGAAGAUGAACAGUAGUACUAGUUGGACUGCGGAGCUCGCCGAGAGCGCCCUGCGCGCCACCGACUACCAGUUGCGCCCAUCCCGCGGGAGCAAGCGGCCACUCCUCGACAAUUUCUCCAGCCACAGUGACGAAGAGGACGGGGACGACAUAUCGGGGCUCCCUCCGAGAGGAUCGGUUAGCUCGCCUUCCAUCUCCAGCACCGAUGAGGCUCAACCGAAGGAGAAGAAAGCGCGCGGCGGCGCCAAGAAGACAAGCCCCCGGCGUCGCCGGGCGGCCCUCAGUGCCAGAGAACGGAAUUUGCGUCGCUUGGAGAGUAACGAGAGAGAAAGGCAGCGCAUGCAUUCCAUUAACGACGCCUUCCAAGGGUUGCGGGACGUCAUUCCACACGUCAACGCCGACAGAAAACUUUCCAAGAUAGAAACUCUCACCCUGGCGCAGAACUACAUUGUGGCGCUCACCGGGAUCGUCUGCAAGCUCCAGACGCAGAUCCAAGGCGACCCGAAGGACGACACCGACUCCACCCCCCUCCCCCUUCCUCCGACCCUACCAACCUUCCUGGACUGAACCCACGACUAGCUCUAUAGAUCAAAAGCGCUAUAUAUAAAACGGAUGUAUACCUUGGAAUUUCUAUCUGGGUGUCUGCCAAAAGAAUGGCGGCCAUACUACAAAGAUUUAUUUUCAUACUGAUUAUUUUCAUACGCUCCCUGCCACCUUAAGCGUAGUGUACACUACUGGCAUAUUCCAACGGCCAGUCCGAACUUCCAAAUAGAGAGAAAGAUAUAGGAGUUUAUAAAGGAUUAUUGAAAUCUAAUCCAAGAAAAAAGGGACCAAAAAGUAGGUGUAAAAUGACAAAGAGAGUGAGAAAAAAAUAGAGUAUUUUGAAACGUAGCACCUUCCGGAAAAAGAUCCUCGAAUACAAACAAAUGUUUUUCUUUUUUUUUGUGUAGUGUAAGAUAGAUUUCAUAUGUAGGCGUAGCUUUUUAUGGUAGUUAUUGUGAUGUUAAUAGCAGUGCAAUUAUAUAUUCUACGUCCGUCUGAUUGUACGAAAAGAGGCUGGUAGGAAAUAGCCCGGUAAACUAAUUUUGACGAGACGGAGAGUCAUUAGGGACACCUAAUGAGUUACUCAGUACGCUCUGAUAUAUGCAGGUAAUGUAUAAGCAUACCUACCUAUGCUAACAGGUCAUAAGUCCAUGCAUAUGUCGUAUAAUUCUGGUCCAAAACUAUAUUCACUCUAUGCCCCGAAUAUGUGUAUAAAUAUAUAUAGAAUAUAGAUAUAUAUCUCCAAGACAUUUGUGAUAAAUGCUGCAAUUUUGCUGGCGUACAUUUGUACACUCUAUGACGAAAUGUAAAGCUAGUUUUGUCUGCAUAGUGUUAUUUCUUGCUCUACGAUUAAAGGAGAA
Branchiostoma belcheri (Belcher's lancelet) is the source of this 2144-nucleotide messenger RNA. RefSeq names its product protein dimmed-like. The transcript has 2 exons. Gene Ontology annotation, molecular function: protein dimerization activity. The record is from RefSeq and is a predicted model, not a curated record. Bases 721 to 1308 code for a protein of 195 amino acids. NCBI's taxonomy places the organism in Eukaryota, Metazoa, Chordata, Leptocardii, Amphioxiformes, Branchiostomatidae.